Messenger RNA from Leptinotarsa decemlineata (Colorado potato beetle), 605 nucleotides. RefSeq names its product Ubiquitin carboxyl-terminal hydrolase (gene Uch). NCBI's taxonomy places the organism in Eukaryota, Metazoa, Arthropoda, Insecta, Coleoptera, Chrysomelidae. Gene Ontology annotation, biological process: protein deubiquitination; ubiquitin-dependent protein catabolic process. Gene Ontology annotation, molecular function: cysteine-type deubiquitinase activity. Gene Ontology annotation, cellular component: cytoplasm. The record is from RefSeq and is a predicted model, not a curated record.
GUUCUGCAUUCUGUCAAAAAUGUAGAAGUGUCAAACAUUGGAAAAACACCGGCACUGGUUGAAGAAUAGGAUCGAUUUUCUCAUUUUCAUCAUUUUUUAAAGACAUCGAGUUACGCCCUAACACCAUGUCUCUCUAUCCUCUAGAAUCCAACCCAGACGUUCUGAACAAGUUCAUGAGCUUGGUAGGAGUACCAGAUAGAUACAAGAUUGUAGAUGUAUACGGUCUUGAUAGUGAUGCUCUAGCUUGGAUACCAAGACCAGUUCUAGCAAUGAUCUUGCUAUUUCCUUGUAGUGAAAAGUACUAUGAACAUGUCAAGAAAGAAAAAGAGUUGGUUGAGGAUAGAGGCCAAGCAAUAACUCCAAGUUUAUGGUUCAUGAAACAAAAAGUAUCAAACGCUUGUGGAACCAUUGCUUUAAUCCACAGUCUAGCAAAUAAUGCAGACAGAAUCGAACUCAAUGAUGGAAUUUUCAAAAAAUUAUUAGAAGAAUGUGCAGAAAAAACCCCAGAAGAGAGAGGCGAAAUGUUGUCCUCGGCUGGGAGUGGUUCUGAAGCAUUCAAGUUGAUAAGUGCUCAUCAGGAACUUGCUAUGGAAGGUCAAACAGAG